This is a messenger RNA of Olea europaea var. sylvestris, 2049 nucleotides long. RefSeq lists its product as uncharacterized. NCBI's taxonomy places the organism in Eukaryota, Viridiplantae, Streptophyta, Magnoliopsida, Lamiales, Oleaceae. The coding region runs from base 1 to 2049 and encodes 682 amino acids. The record is from RefSeq and is a predicted model, not a curated record. The transcript is spliced from 4 exons.
AUGGAGGCUCAAGGAUCGGGAAAACUUCCUUCUCAAGCAAUCAACCCGAGAGAAAAUGCUAGUGCCGUGACACUAAGACGUGGAAAAUUUUUUAAAGGGGCACCAAGGAAAAUGAAAGAUCAAGUUGAGGAGUCAUGUGAAAAAGAUGAAGCUACGGCUCCAACUGUGGGAUCUAAGGUAGAAUCUAAAAGUUCUAUUUCUACUUAUGUUCCAUCCCCUCCAUUUUUUGGCAGGUUUGCAAAGUCCAAGAAGGAUGAACAUGAGAAAGAAAUCUUGGAGACUUUUCACAAGGUUCAAGUGAACAUACCACUUUUGGAUGCAAUUUAUCAAGUGCCUCGUUAUGCAAAGUUCCUCAAGGAUUUGUGCACUAACAAGCAUAGAUUGAAAGGUAAUGAAGUGGUAAGUAUAAGGGAAAAUAUCUCAGCGGUCUUACAAAAGAAACUUCCACCAAAAUAUAAGGACCCUGGAAGUUUUACCAUCCUUUGCAUUUUUGGUAACACUAGGUUUGAAAAUGCAAUGCUAGAUUUAGGAGCAUCUAUUAAUGUCAUGCCAUAUUCUAUUUAUGCUUCCUUAAAUCUAGGAUCACUUAAAGAAACCGGUGUUAUUAUUCAACUUGCUGAUAGAUCUAAUGCAUUUCCAAAGGGUGUGUUGGAGGAUGUUUUGGUGCAGAUAGAUGUGCAUGAUGGUACAUUGACAAUGGAGUUUGAUGGCGAGAUUAUUCGCUUCAACAUCUUUAAAGCAAUGAGAUAUCCUAGUGAUCUUCACGCUUGUUUUUCAAUUGAUAUAAUAGAUUCAUUAGUACAAAAAGUUUUUGAAUUAUCAAAUGAAGAUGCAUUGGAUAACACUUUGAUUAAAGGCAUUGAUGCCAACAAUCUCACCGGGUUGAGCAAGAAUUUACAAGUUUGCAAAGAUGUUGAAAUCGUGGCAUCACUUGAGUCACUACCAAGUAUUCCACCAAGGUAUGAUAUCUCCUAUAUUACUCUUCCGAUAUCUAAAGAGAAAUUUUUACCUUCGAUGAUGCAAGCCCCCACUUUGGAACUCAAACCUCUUCCCGAGCAUUUGAAGUAUGUAUAUUUGGGAGAGGAAAAAACACUAUCGGUGAUCAUUGCAAAGAAUCUCACAACACCUCAAGAAAAUAGGCUUAUCCGUGUCCUCAAGGAACACAAAAUAGCUAUUGGUUGGACAAUAGCUGAUAUCAAGGGGAUAAGCCCUGCUAUGGGCAUGCAUCGGAUAUUGCUCGAAGAUGAAGCAAAGCCAUCAAGAGAAGCACAACGUCGCUUGAAUCCUCCCAUGAUGGAGGUGGUGAAGAAAGAAAUUUUGAAAUUGCUAGAUAUUGGUGUCAUCUUUCCCAUCUCCGAUAGCAAGUGGGUAAGCUCGGUCCAAGUUGUUCCCAAAAAGUCCGGAAUCACAGUGGUGACGAAUGAAGAGAAUGAGCUUGUACCAACUCAGGUCCAAAUGGGUUGGAAGGUUAACAGGUUGUUGCAAAAGGGGGUGCCAUUUUACUUUGAUGAAGAUCGUAAAAAGGUAUUUGAAAGCUUGAAGGAACUUUUGACAUCGGCACCCAUCAUUCAACCACCAGAUUGGAACAGGCUAUUUGAGUUGAUGUGUGAUGCAAGUGACUUUACAUUGGGAGCCGUUUUAGGGAAACGAGUUGGAAAGAUACUUCAUGUUAUAUAUUAUGCAUCAAGAACUUUGAAUGAUGCCCAAUUCAAUUACUCUACUACUGAAAAAGAGAUUUUAGCAGUUAUUUUUGCUUUAGAGAAAUUUCGUUCAUAUCUUAUUGGCACUAAAGUAACUGUCUUUUUUUAUCAUGCAACUCUUAGGUACUUGCUUGCCAAGAAAGAGGCAAAAUCAACGCUCAUUAGAUGGAUACUCCUCUUACAAGAGUUUGACCUUGAGAUUAAAGACAAAAAAGGGAGUGAAAAUUCUGUGGCCGGCCACCUCAGUCGCCUUAGCCAUGAGAGAGAAACUGUCCCAUUGCAAGAAAGCUUCCCCGAUAAACAAUUGCUUCUUGUCACGGACAGACAUGUCCUUGGUUUGCGGAUAUAG